AUGGGCUGGAUUCGUAGCGCCGAAAGGACGUCUCUCAUAUACGCAGUCUCCAGUGUCGCAUUGCCGCUUACUAUACUCGCAUUCUUCCUAUGGCGUACCUUCGUUAGUAGCAAGAACACAACUGCAACACCGCUCGAUAUCAGUCGGUGGAGGUCUCAAAUAGAGACACCAAAGCCGAAGAUCUUCCCUUGCCAGACGACGCAUGCUCGUAUCUUCCCGAAACGCCAUGGCUUCGCAUACUCGUACCUCCAGUGUGGAUUUCCCAUCGUCUCAAGCGGAACGAAAUACAGCGGAAUAGAGUUUCCGAGUGGAGAAGAUCGAACUUUGGGUAGAUGGUGGCUACGUGUCAGAGCGGAGGACUAUCUGGAGCGAGGCGGUGGCGCUUUUGGUUUCUACUGGAAGCUGAGGACGUACCUGAGAGCUCAACAUGUCGAAGAUUCCGAAUGGGAAUAUGCCUACUUGGUGACGGCACCACGCUUCUUCGGCUACGCAUUCAACCCAGUCUCGUUCUGGUAUGUCUACGAUCGCGAGCAUGAGCUCAAGAAGAUGAUACUUGAAGUCAACAACACGUUCGGCGAAAGGCGCAUGUACCUGCUUGACGGAUCAAGCCCUUCCAGCCCGCCACGCACAUCAGACUCUGAGCAGACGUCUGGUUCGGAGGGCCAGGAAUCGCAAGUACCUGUCGAAGCGAAGUCCAAGUUUACCGAUGUCUGGAUGAAAGACUUCCAUGUCUCGCCGUUUAACUCUAGAAAGGGUUCGUAUGCGUUGAAGGCACAAAACCCUUUUCCGUGUGUUGAUUACAGGAACCCUAUGAUCGAUAAUACUAUCACACUCAAGUCUUCCAAGGAUCAUGGGAAGCUUGUAGCACGCCUUUACUCCACCGGAAAGGCUAUCGAUACUGACCAGUUGGGCCUCUUCGGAACUAUGCGGUUCAUUCUAAGCUGGUGGUGGGUAGGGUUCGUUACGUUCCCGCGCAUUAUCAGCGAAGCUUUCAAGAUCUUCUUCAAGAGAAAACUGCAUGUGUGGUUCCGACCAGAAGUCCUGACGUCGAGCGUUGGCCGGCUACCCACAUCCGCUGAGAUCACACUUUAUAAAGUGUUCAGGAACUACCUGCAUCGGCUCGUAGAAGAAGCGGAAGUAGAUUUUAACAUCACGUUCCAAGCCUCGAUUCCCAACGUUCCCACCAAUAUGGUUUGCCCGACACAUGUACCCGGUCGAACUCGGCCCAGAAAGAACAUGGAGAUCCGCGUGCUUACACCAGCAUUCUACUCGCGGCUAAUUCACUACACGUAUACUUCCGAGGCCAUCGACCGUGAGUGCGUCUUCACCGACGAACGGAAUAGAACUUUGUGGAUGUGUCGCCCGCAGCUUCUACCUCUGCUGCUUCCAGAGCGCUCGGCGAUGCGCCUCGAAGAGAAGGACACGCCGCCAACGAGAAGGAAUAGUCUUGACGAGUUGAGGUGGUGGUUGCUGAAAAAGUUGAGAUGUCCGCCAGCUGACCCUGCAUACUCGGUAACACCGCAAAGCUCCGCAGUGAACGUUGAUGAUAUCCGUGCCAGACCAUUUUCCGAGUUGGACAGGUACGUCAGGGGUUUCUUCGGGCAGCAGUACGCUUGUGAGUACAGAAGGACCGUUACGAAGCUUUUUCUAGCACAUCGGUUUUGUUUCGGAUUUCCGGAAAUAGUCGGCCUGGUGGAUUUGGUGAUCAGGGUUGUGUUGUGCUAUACUGCUGCACAACAGCUGAAGAGCUGGAGUGGGUCGUCGGCGGGCUUAUUUUCAGCCAAAUGCCUAGAAAACAUGGUAACAGGAAGGGAUUGGUCUGCAUACUCUGAUGCACUAGAAGUACGCCAGUUGGAUUUGUGGUGGUUGGUAAAGAGCGCCUUGUUGGUGUACUCAUGCCACGCGUACGAGUCGUUGAAGGGUUAUAGUUAG
Messenger RNA from Alternaria alternata, 1932 nucleotides. RefSeq lists its product as hypothetical. The transcript is spliced from 2 exons. The coding region runs from base 1 to 1932 and encodes 643 amino acids. The record is from RefSeq and is a predicted model, not a curated record. NCBI's taxonomy places the organism in Eukaryota, Fungi, Ascomycota, Dothideomycetes, Pleosporales, Pleosporaceae.